AUGCCUGUGAAGGAGCAUGGAAAGCGCCGUGUUGCCUAUUUCUACGAUUCGAAUGUCGGCAACUAUUAUUAUGGCCAGGGACACGUGAUGAAGCCUCAUCGUAUUCGGAUGACCCACCACCUGGUCAUGAAUUACGGACUGUACAGAGAGCUCGAAACAGCAUCGCCGGACAAUUUGAAACUCUACAACAAACAAAUGCUAAAAUUCAAUGUUGGCGAGGAUUGUCCCCUCUUUGAUGGCCUUUACGAAUUUUGUCAACUUUCUUCGGGUGGAUCCCUAGCGGCUGCUGUAAAACUAAACAAACAAAAGGCUGAUAUCGCAAUCAAUUGGAUGGGCGGUCUGCAUCACGCGAAAAGAGCGAGGCUAGCGGUUUCUGCUACACAAAACGACAUCGUGCUGGGAAUUUUGGAGCUGCUGAAGUACCACAAACGAGUACUCUAUGUUGACAUUGAUGUUCAUCACGGAGAUGGUGUUGAGGAAGCAUUUUUCACGACGGAUCGGGUUAUGACGGUGUCUUUUCACAAAUAUGGCGACUUCUUCCCGGGUACAGGAGAAUUGAAAGAUGUCGGAGUCGGAAAGGGGAAGUAUUACUCGCUGAAUGUUCCCCUAAAAGACGGGAUCACCGAUGAAGCUUAUCAGAGCAUCUUCAAGCCAAUCAUGACCAAGGUCAUGGAGAAAUAUCAGCCAACGGCUGUUGUACUGCAAUGUGGAGCGGAUUCUCUUCACGGUGAUCGUUUGGGGCCAUUCAACUUGACGCUAAAAGGACAUGGAGCUUGUGCCAGCUUCUUCCGCGACUACAAUGUUCCGUUGAUGAUGCUUGGCGGUGGCGGCUACACACCAAGAAAUGUCGCAAGAUGCUGGGCUUACGAAACGGCCAUUGCUCUCGAUAGAGAAGUGGCAAAUGUAUUGCCUUACAACGACUACUUCGAGUAUUUCCGGGCCUACGUACAAGCUUCACUUGGACCCAGGCACUGGCAACAACGAGAACACAUCGGAAUAUCUGCGCAAAGUGCAGGAGCAAGUGCUGAA
This is a messenger RNA of Mesorhabditis belari, 1029 nucleotides long. The record is from the annotation of a GenBank genome assembly. NCBI's taxonomy places the organism in Eukaryota, Metazoa, Nematoda, Chromadorea, Rhabditida, Rhabditidae.